Molecule: messenger RNA, 1209 nt
Organism: Polyodon spathula (Mississippi paddlefish)
Lineage: Eukaryota; Metazoa; Chordata; Actinopteri; Acipenseriformes; Polyodontidae
Product: chondroadherin-like
Exons: 4
Coding region: 75-1160 (361 amino acids)
Cellular component (GO): extracellular matrix
Molecular function (GO): protein binding
Source: RefSeq, a predicted model, not a curated record
UAAGCCAAAGCACAUUCCCUCCUCUCUCUCCUAUUUGCUCAGCCACAGACCAGACAGAGCGACCAGCACCAGACAUGUGGAGAAUAAGCUUUCUGGUUACCUCUUUGCUAGCCCUGGUGGCCAGCGUCUCCCCCGCUCCAAGCCAGUGCCCCAGCCCCUGCCAUUGCCACAGUGACCUGCAGCAUGUCAUCUGUGACAACGUGGGGCUCAAAAAGAUCCCAGAAGCAUCUGAUGCAACACGUCUCCUCAACCUGCAGAGGAACCAGCUGCCUGUGAUCCCCAGCGGUGCCUUCAGCAGCUUGCCAGGGCUCAUCUCCCUGCACCUGCAAAGCUGCCACAUCAAGGAGAUCUCAGGCCAGGCCUUCAAAGGGCUCAAGAAGCUCAUCUAUCUUUACUUAUCCAACAACGAGAUCAGCAUCAUCAAGCCGGGCGCCUUCGAGGACCUGAGUGAGCUCACCUACCUCUACCUGGACAGCAACCGCAUCAGUGACCUGCCCCGCGGCAUCCUGGCCCCCAUGAUCAACCUCUUCACCCUGCAGCUGAACGACAACAAGAUCCGCGAGCUGCGGGCUGGCUCCUUCAGCGGUGCCAAGGACCUGCGCUGGCUCCACAUUAGCGGCAAUGACAUGACCUCCAUCCAGCCCUCUGCCCUGGAGGAUGUGGAGAACCUGGCCAUCCUGCAUCUGGAGAGCAACCGGCUGACUUCCUUCCCCAGCGCCGCCCUGAGCAAGCUACGCGUGGUGGAGGAGCUCAAGCUAUCCAAGAACCCCAUGAAGAGCAUCCCCGACAAUGCCUUCCAGUCCUUUGGGAGAUACAUUGAGAAGCUGUACCUGGACAACAUGGGUCUGGAGCGGUUUUCAGAUGGAGCAUUUAACGGAGUCACAGCCCUCAAGUCACUGCAUUUGGAGAACAACAAGCUCAACACCCUUCCCAGCAGCCUCUCCUUCACCACCAUCCAGAACAUGACAAUCGCCAACAACCCUUGGAUGUGCAGCUGCCCGCUCGCCCCACUGCGCAAGUGGAUGGACUCCAGCCGGCUCCGCCCAGAGGGUGCCUGCGCCGCUCCCUCUCAGUACCGAGGCCAGCAGGUCAGGGACAGCACCGCCUUCAACGGCUGCAGACAGAAAACAAAGAGGGCCAAAAAAGGGGCACGCUAUUAAAGAGGAGAGAAUGGAAAAGUCUGUCCAGGUGACCAGCUAUUUCUGUGAA